AUCUCACUAUCCAUAUUCUUCACUUUUAUAACAUAUUGGAAAGAAACCAUGUCGGGUGUUUGGGUGUUCAAGAAUGGUGUUGUUAGGCUAGUGGAGAACCCAGGUGCUGAUGCCUUGCAAGGUGCAACUCGUGGCAAGGUGCUAGUGCACCUACCCACGAACCAAGUGGUCACUUCAUACGAGGUUCUUGAACAAAUGCUAACAUCUAUGGGCUGGGAAAGGUACUAUAAUGAUCCUGACCUUCUUCAGUUUCAUAAAAGAACGACAGUUCACCUCAUAUCUCUCCCAAAAGACUUCAAUAAGCUCAAGUCAAUGCACAUGUAUGAUAUCGUCAUCAAGAAUCGCAAUGUCUUUGAAGUAAGAGACACCUAAUAAACUCCUGCUGGUCGUGGUCUUGCGUAUAUACAUGGCUCGUUCCCUGGAUCCAAAUUCUCUUUCUAGUUAUAUGUGUGUUUUGAUCGUUCGUAUUCCCGGAUUUCCGUCAUAAAAUUUCGAUUUGUACUGUUUCUAUAUAUGGCUUUCAA
Molecule: messenger RNA, 524 nt
Organism: Lactuca sativa (garden lettuce)
Lineage: Eukaryota; Viridiplantae; Streptophyta; Magnoliopsida; Asterales; Asteraceae
Product: flowering-promoting factor 1-like protein 3
Biological process (GO): regulation of flower development
Source: RefSeq, a predicted model, not a curated record